GGAAUUUUUAAGUCUCUGGCAAUACUGUGUGUUAGUGUCAUAAAAAAUCAAUCUAGUUGCAGUGGUAGAAAUUUAGUUCGUUUAUUUAUUUUUCAAGUUUUUUCAAUAAACAAAGUUUUUUGAAAAGAUGCAACAAGAGAACGCCAACGGCCCCCAAAAUGACUUAAAUGUGGGGGCUGGGGAUCAAGUCGAUUGUGACAAAUCGAAACUCAUCGUUAAUUACAUCCCCCAGUUUGCGACUGAAGAGGAUUUAGCCCUGAUUUUCACCCCCAUUGGUAGAGUGGAAAGUAUUAAAAUAAUGAGGGAUUACAAUACGGGAUACAGUUUCGGAUUUGGUUUUGUCAAGUAUUUCAACGAGGAAGAUGCAGCGAAAGCGAUACAAGUCGUCAACGGAAUGAAUUACAAAAACAAACGCUUGAAAGUGUCUUAUUCGCGCCCCCCAGGUGCUGACAUGAAAGCGUCCAAUUUGUACAUUACGAAUUUACCGAAAGAUGUGACCGAGGACGAUGUUCACCGACUUUUCUCAAGCUAUGGGGAGAUUAUCCAAAAAUCGGUGUUGAAGGAUAAGAUUACUGGGAUGCCACGUGGGGUAGCAUUCGUCCGUUUUUCGCGUGGGGAAGAGGCCAAAGCAGCAAUAGCCGACCUUGAUGGUAAACUUCUCGAAAAUGCGAUGCUUCCGUUGAGUGUGCGUGUGGCUGAAGAUCACGGCCGUCAAAAAGCUCAAUAUUUGGAAAAUUGGAGUUUUUCAAUGCAAAACAGGGGUUUUGUGCCGCUUAGGGGGACGAUGAAUCCCUUUAGGAAAAUGCCACCACCGCCUGAUAAUUUACAAAAUCGUAAUCGCUUCCAAAAUGUGAGAAAUUUGGGAGCUGGCGAUAAUUAUCUACAAAAUUCGUUUUUUUGUUAAUUGUUUGUCUUUGUUUCCGACUGAGUGGUUUUUGCGUUAAUUGAAGAGUUAUUUUUAUUUUACAAAGUUUCUAUAUUUAUUUUUAUAACGAUAGAAAAGUGAGUAUCACUAAUAGAAAUUUAUUUAUUUAUUAUUAUAGUGUCUAUUUAUAUAUAGUAGCAAUUGAUGUGCCUAAGAAAAAACUUAACACCAGAUAUAAUUUUUUUUGGUAAACAAAUUGUGUUAAUUUUUUUCUUGACUAAUGAUCUGAUU
Tribolium madens (black flour beetle) is the source of this 1156-nucleotide messenger RNA. RefSeq names its product sex-lethal homolog (gene Sxl). NCBI's taxonomy places the organism in Eukaryota, Metazoa, Arthropoda, Insecta, Coleoptera, Tenebrionidae. Gene Ontology annotation, molecular function: RNA binding. The coding region runs from base 128 to 904 and encodes 258 amino acids. Gene Ontology annotation, cellular component: ribonucleoprotein complex. The transcript has 5 exons. The record is from RefSeq and is a predicted model, not a curated record.